CGUAUGACCUGCCUCUGGCCUUGGUGUGUGGCGCGGUGCUGCUAGUUGUCAGUGUAAGCUGGCUCUAACGCUUUGGUUAGCUAACACAAGCUAGUGUUCCUGUCCGACUAGUCGGCUAGUAAACUGGGAACCGUUACGGCGGAGCUGAGCCACGAUGCUGACAUGUAGAACUGUAUGGAAAAAGCUUGCACCUCUUGCCAGGGCUUCAUCAACUGUGUGCCGGCAGAAUGUGAGAAGAGCAGGGUUAACCAAUGGCAGAAUACCAGCACAAACACCUGCAGCUCACAUGUCCACCGGGCCGACGGGGGGAGGUGGCGACAAUCACCUGUACGUCCUUCUGGUUGGAACAGUGGCCCUCGGUGGUGGAGUAUAUAUGUACCAAACUCUCAAAGGAGACCAAAAGAGAUAUCAGGCGCGUAUUGAUGAAAUUGCAUCCAGACAACAGAAACCCACCACAGAAGACCAGGCCACACCCAUCCAAUCAGAGCCUCCUGCUGUGGAAGCCGCUGACACAGAGGCCGUCCCUCAGCCAGAACCUCAGGCAGCACCUUCACCAGAGGAGCCAAGCCCUCCGGCCCCAGAUGCUGAAGUGGUGGCCCCCAGUGAAACAACUGAACCGCCUGCAGCAGAUGAGCCAGUGGUAGAAGCACCUCCAGAAGAGGCAGCAGAACCACCUGCUGCUCCUGUAGUUGAGGAGGAGGCAGAACCAUCACCCCCAGCUGAGCCAUGCCCAGCUGAGCUCACAGAGCCGCCCCCUGCACCCGUUGUGGAGAGUGAGCCUACAGCGGCAGCAGAAAGCCCUGCAGCAGAGCCAGCCGAGCCUCAGCCUGAAGUUGUGGCAGAGAGUGGAGUGGACUCCACACCUGCUUCUCUCAAGGUCCCCUCACACAUCCCGUACCUCCUUAUUGGUGGAGGCACCGCCUCCUUUGCUGCUGCCCGCUCUAUUCGAGCCAGAGACCCCGGUGCCAGGGUAUUGAUAGUGACUGACGAGCCAGACCUUCCAUAUAUGCGACCACCUCUUUCUAAGGAACUGUGGUUCUCUGAUGACCCCAGUGUGACAGAAACUCUGCGUUUCAAACAGUGGAAUGGAAAGGAAAGAAGUAUCUACUUCCAGCCAGGAUCAUUCUACAUCACUCCAGAAGAACUGAACACUGCAGAAAAUGGGGGAGUGGGGGUUCUCACUAGCAAAAGGGUGGUUCACAUGGAUGUCAGAGGCAACAAAGUGAAACUGGAUGAUGAUACAGAGAUUUCCUAUGACAAGUGUUUGAUUGCUACAGGCGGAGUGCCAAGAAAUCUGCAGGUCAUCGAAAGAGCAGGAGAGGAGGUGAUGCUGAAGACAACUUUGUUCCGCAAGAUCGAGGACUUCAGAUCAUUGGAUAAGGUCUCCAGAAACAUCAAGUCCAUCACAAUCAUUGGAGGCGGCUUCUUGGGCAGCGAGCUGGCCUGUGCCCUCGGCAGGAGAUCAAAUGAGUCUGGCCUGGAGGUGAUUCAGAUGUACCCUGAGAAGGGCAACAUGGGAAAAGUGCUGCCAGAGUAUCUGAGCAAUUGGACAACAGAGAAAGUCAAGAAAGAGGGUGUGAAAAUCAUCUCAGAAGCUUUGGUGAAAUCUGUCAUCUGCAAAGAUGAUAAGUUAGAAAUCCAGCUGAAGGAUGGUCGAUUGGUGAAAACUGAUCACAUUGUUGCAGCCGUUGGCCUGGAGCCAAAUGUUGAUCUUGCUAAGUCAGCAGGUCUGGAGGUGGACUCUGACUUUGGUGGCUAUCGGGUCAAUGCAGAACUGCAAGCAAGAUCCAAUAUUUGGGUGGCAGGAGAUGCUGCGUGUUUCUAUGACAUCAGGCUGGGCCGCAGGCGAGUGGAGCACCACGAUCACGCCGUCGUGAGUGGAAGACUAGCAGGAGAGAACAUGACGGGAGCCAACAAACCCUACUGGCAUCAGUCGAUGUUCUGGAGUGACCUGGGACCAGAUGUAGGCUACGAGGCGAUUGGGAUUGUUGACAGCAGCCUACCAACAGUAGGAGUGUUUGCCAAAGCCACUGCCAAGGACACGCCUAAAGCUGCCACAGAGAAGUCAGGAACUGGGAUCCGCUCAGAAAGUGAAACAGAAGAUACAGCCACCAGCCCAGUGGCCUCUUCAUCACCUGCUCCCGCUAUGGUGGAGCACAAAGAUGACUAUGGAAAAGGAGUCAUCUUCUACCUGAGAGACAAAGUGGUGGUGGGCAUCAUCCUGUGGAACGUGUUCAACAGGAUGCCCAUCGCAAGGAAGAUUAUCAAGGAUGGAGAGGAGCACGCAGAUCUGAACGAAGUGGCCAAGCUGUUCAACAUCCAUGAGGAUUAAGACGGAGGAGGCUGAUGUUCACGGAUGGGAGGGGAGUUACGCUUCAUGUUAAAACUGAACUUUGACAUGGCCACACUCUUGAAGACACAGCUGAUCAGACAUGCAAAAUGGGAGAAUUAAUGUAAAUUAUGUCAUGUCGCUGAAAUAUUUUCAUAUUUGGAAUUUCUAUCUGCACCUGUUUUGUUGUUGUUUUUUUUUGUCACUGUCUCAUCUCCUCAUCUUCCACCAAACUCAUGUUUGCUCAUGUUUUUUAAAAUCCUGGUCAAGAUGUGAUCGUCCCUGUCUGCUAUUUCCCACCAGGCUGAAGAUGUUGAGCAUGGAUUAUUGUUUUCCACUGUGUGAUCAGAGCAACUUGUCGCGAGAGAAGCUGCAAUAAAAGCUAUUUUUAAAUCGGA
This is a messenger RNA of Chelmon rostratus (copperband butterflyfish), 2727 nucleotides long. It is a transcript of the gene aifm1, whose product is annotated as apoptosis inducing factor mitochondrion associated 1. The transcript has 21 exons. Gene Ontology annotation, biological process: apoptotic process; mitochondrial respiratory chain complex assembly. Gene Ontology annotation, molecular function: FAD binding; protein dimerization activity; NAD(P)H oxidase H2O2-forming activity. Gene Ontology annotation, cellular component: mitochondrion; cytoplasm. NCBI's taxonomy places the organism in Eukaryota, Metazoa, Chordata, Actinopteri, Chaetodontiformes, Chaetodontidae. Bases 155 to 2332 code for a protein of 725 amino acids. The record is from RefSeq and is a predicted model, not a curated record.